GCUUUCGGGGAUAAGAACGUCUUCUCUGCUCGGGGACGCCCAACAUUAUCCCGCAGCGCUCCCGUUGGCACUUCGGAGACGGCAUUCGUACCUACCACCAUCGGUGCUCCUCUUCGACCGGAAUCGGUUGCAGAUCAAGGCAUCGGCCGAUGGCAACGACUAUGGCCCUGCGGUCGUUCGGAAGAAGGACUUCGAUAGCGGCGAGGGGUUUCUCCAGUUCGUGUGAGACGGAGAAGGCCGCGAAGGACGGGAAGCCCAUCAAUCUCUUCUCGGCGAUUAACCAGGCCCUCCACAUCGCGCUAGACACUGAUCCACGUGCAUAUGUCUUUGGAGAAGAUGUCAGAUUUGGCGGGGUCUUUCGCUGUACAACAGGACUGGCUGAUAGAUUUGGUAGAAGUAGAGUUUUCAAUACUCCCUUGUGUGAACAGGGUAUUGUUGGAUUUGCAAUAGGCCUUGCAGCAAUGGGGAAUCGAGCUAUCGCAGAGAUCCAGUUUGCAGAUUACAUUUAUCCUGCUUUUGACCAGAUUGUCAAUGAGGCAGCAAAAUUUAGAUAUCGAAGCGGGAAUGAGUUCAAUUGUGGAGGGUUAACAAUAAGAACUCCAUAUGGAGCUGUUGGACAUGGUGGUCAUUAUCAUUCACAGUCACCAGAGUCUUUCUUUUGUCAUGUGCCUGGUCUAAAGGUGGUGAUUCCUCGAAGCCCACAGCAAGCGAAGGGAUUGUUGUUAUCCUGCAUACGCGAUCCAAAUCCAAGUAUAUUUUUUGAACCAAAAUGGUUGUACAGGUUGGCUGUUGAAGAGGUUCCUGAACAUGACUACAUGUUGCCUUUAUCGGAGGCUGAGGUGAUUCGUCAAGGGAGUGACAUCACACUUGUUGGAUGGGGAGCUCAGCUUUCUGUAUUAGAACAAGCAUGUGUUGAAGCUGCAAAGGAGGGAAUUUCUUGCGAGCUGAUCGAUCUGAGAACAUUAAUUCCCUGGGACAAGGAAACUGUAGAAGCCUCUGUUAGAAAGACUGGGAAGCUUCUUAUUAGUCAUGAAGCUCCAGUGACUGGAGGAUUUGGUGCAGAGAUAUCUGCUUCCAUUGCUGAGAGCUGCUUCUUGAGGUUGGAAGCUCCUGUAGCAAGAAUUUGUGGCCUUGAUACACCUUUCCCCCUUGUUUAUGAACAAUUUUACAUGCCUACAAAGAACAAGAUCCUGGAUGCAAUCAAGGCAACAAUAAAUUACUAAACCAUGAAGCAGAUGGAACCAUUUCAUUAAAGCAAUAAUAUGAUUGUGGAUCCUGUGGAGGUGAUCCUGAUAUGAUCCACAAACUGUGUAUGUAUUGUAUGAUUUGUUCUUUAUAGGGAAGAUUUUUAUUGGCA
Molecule: messenger RNA, 1357 nt
Organism: Musa acuminata AAA Group (dessert banana)
Lineage: Eukaryota; Viridiplantae; Streptophyta; Magnoliopsida; Zingiberales; Musaceae
Product: 2-oxoisovalerate dehydrogenase subunit beta 1, mitochondrial
Exons: 13
Coding region: 150-1223 (357 amino acids)
Biological process (GO): branched-chain amino acid catabolic process; response to nutrient
Molecular function (GO): catalytic activity
Source: RefSeq, a predicted model, not a curated record